Molecule: messenger RNA, 1254 nt
Organism: Centropristis striata (black sea bass)
Lineage: Eukaryota; Metazoa; Chordata; Actinopteri; Perciformes; Serranidae
Gene: skap2
Product: src kinase associated phosphoprotein 2
Exons: 13
Coding region: 92-1114 (340 amino acids)
Cellular component (GO): cytoplasm; plasma membrane
Molecular function (GO): protein binding
Source: RefSeq, a predicted model, not a curated record
AUAAUUAGCAGAUUACAGAUUAACUUCCGUGUCCGUGAACUCAUCGCAGCUUCCGUGUAGUGGUCCACAGCUGCUGACUGACUGCAGCACAAUGACCAUUCCCGAGGAGUUAACCACGCUCAUUUCAGAUCUAGAAUAUUUCCUCAGUGAUGGAUUAAAAGGGGAAAGUCUAAGCAAGAAGGCAAAAGAGAAGAAGGAAGCCUUCAUCAGGAGGAUUAAAGAGGUCAAAUCUGGAUUCCCACAUGAUUUCAAGGACAAAAGUGAUGACUCUGAUGAUGAGGAGGAAGUCGACAGCAACAACGAUGGAGGGUCGCUGCAGUCGGAGCGAACAGACAAGGAUGAAGAGGCCUGCGAAGGUGCUCAGCAGUCUCCACCUGUAGCGGCUCAGGACCUGACGUCUGUCUUUAAAGCAGGAUACCUGGAGAAGCGCAGGAAGGAUCACAGCUUCUUUGGCACUGAGUGGCAGAAGAGAUGGUGCGCUCUGAGCCAUCAGACCUUCUACUACUACGGCAGUGAGAAAGACAAGCAGCAGAAGGGCGAGUUCAGUAUCGAUGGCUACACCGUCAAAAUGAACAGCAGCUUGAGGAAAGACUCGAAGAAAGACUGCUGCUUUGAGAUUUCUGCUCCAGACAAGCGAGUCUAUCAGUUUUGUGCGUCAUCGGCAAAAGAGGCGGAGGAAUGGGUGAAACAGAUAGACUUUGUUCUGAAAGAUAUGUCGGGCAUCAUCCCAGAGGAUGAAGAGGAGGAACAGGAAGUGUACGAUGAUGUUGGAGCGAUAGAAGAUGCAGAUGAUGCGGAGCCGAUUGAUGAAGACAUCUAUGAAGAGCUCCCAGAGGAUGACGUGCCGACUCCAGUAAAACCUCCUCCGAAGGUCGAGCCGGCCAGCAAACCUGCUGCUCCUGCUGCAGUUGAUAAGAGCACAGACUACCCCAACUUCUACCAGGGCCUCUGGGACUGUGCAGGGGACCAGCCAGACGAGCUGUCCUUCAGACGUGGUGAUGCCAUCUACAUCCUGAGCAAGGAGUAUCAGAGUUUUGGCUGGUGGGUCGGAGAGAAGAAUGGAAAUAUAGGAAUCGUCCCCAAAGACUUCCUGAUGGAGCUUUACGUCAUAUAAAUGCUCCCCGUGGCCGUUCCUCCAUAUCCUCCAUAUCCACUGUAAGAGACUGAUGAUCGGAUCAUCUCAUGACUGAAAUACAUUUCAAGGAGUAUUUUUCUGCACUUUGCACUGCUUUUUGUAUUUAUUUCCUUUUUGUG